Messenger RNA from Aspergillus clavatus NRRL 1, 1296 nucleotides. RefSeq names its product DUF3984 domain-containing protein. The transcript has 2 exons. The record is from RefSeq and is a predicted model, not a curated record. The coding region runs from base 1 to 1296 and encodes 431 amino acids. NCBI's taxonomy places the organism in Eukaryota, Fungi, Ascomycota, Eurotiomycetes, Eurotiales, Aspergillaceae.
AUGGAGGAGAUCUCUACACCUCAAAGCGGAGGCGGCUUUCGCUUUCGGUCCCGCCGCUCAUAUCCCUCACUACACCAUGUCUCCCUCACACCAUUGACAAACCGGUUCCCCAUCGACGACGACGACGACGAUGAUGAUGGAGCGCCACAGGAUUACUUUUCACCACGCGCGGAGCGUUCCGCCGACACACCGACACGGACAUCCUACCUCUCCAGCUUCUCUGUCCCAGGAACCCCAGGCGUUCUCUCGCAUUCCCGCAGCACCUCCCGGCUGCGUCACCACUCCCGCAGCAAAAGCUCAAGCCGCAUCCACUGGAGCGACAGCAGUCUCCACGCCCAGGGCGAGUCACAGCCCCUACACCACCAUCAUCACCACAAUCACCACCACAAUCACCACCACAAUCACAAUGCCAACGGCACCAAGAAAGCCCGCACCCCAACCUCCCACCACGACUCCCCCCACCGCGACGCAGAAUGGAUACUCCGCGCCGGCAUCGCGCUCGCCUCCUCCACCCGCGAAGAAAAAGGCCAAUCCUGGCUCGUGAAGCGCGAGAGCUCCACCAACCUCGUCUCCGAGAGCACGUACGACGCCGCACCCGCAGCCGCGCACUCAGGUUCACGCUCCUCGCGCUCGCGGUCCGGCCGCUCCACGCCCGCCGCGUACUCGCGCCGCGGGUCGCACUCCCGCGCCGCCAGCAGGCGCAACAGCCGGCCUGAUCUGGCCAUGACGAGUCUGGGGGCCAUGUCGCCGCGGUUGCGGCUGGGGGCAGGGGCAGGGGCUGUCGCUGGGCGAGACGACGUGCGCCUGCUUCCGGAUUUCGUGGACGAGCGCAUCCGUGCCGAAAUGGCGUCGAUCCAGCAGAUCGAGGACGGGUAUGCGUAUGCGAGUGGGUCGGAGGGGGAGUUUGGGUCGGACGAGAGCGACGGCUCGGAUGACGACGAGGAGGAGAUUGAUGAGCAAGAGCUGCAGCGGCUGACGCGGGAGCGGGGGUUUGGGCUGGGCGGGUGGAUUGACCGGAUGGUUGAGUGGUCGCUUUUUGGGGUGGAGGAUUUGCCGCUGGCUGGUCGGGGUGGUGAUGGGCCCGCUGGGCAGACGGAGAAGGCUUCGGAGGUGAGUUUGCGGGAUGAGUGCAUCGGUGAUCAUCAUUCUGUGUCGGGCCUGACGGAUGACAAUGACAAUGAUGGGUUAUCUGCGGAUGAGUCUGUCAUCUCGACGGUGGUGGAGAAGCCGGGGGAGAAUGGAGGAUGGGAGGAUGCAGGGUGGUUGAUUCGUGCUAUGAAAUGGGCGCUGUUAUAG